AUGUCUCAACAAACAGUCUUUAUUUCAGGUGGCAACCGUGGAAUCGGAUUUGCUUUGGUAAAGUUAUUCAGCCAGGACACUAAAAUUAAGGUCCUUACCACGGCAAGAAAUCAUGCAUCAGCCACUGAAUUGCAAGAAUUGGCGAAGAAGAAUAAAAACGUUCACGUGAUCAAGUUGGAUGUAAACAGCGAAGAGAGUAUUCGUGAGGCAGCAGCUGCUGCUGCAAAAGUCACUAAUCUGAUUGAUAUUUUCAUCUCAAACAGUGGAAUUGGUGAUAUUACUGGCUCUUCCUUUUCGACUGAAAGAGGCAGCUGGAUCAAGCACUACAACACCAACGUUCUUGGCCCUAUUCUGUUGUUACAAGAGUUUUAUCCUUUGAUCAAAAAGGGUGGUACCAAAAAGGUUUUCUUUAUUUCAAGUGUAGUGGCAUCCAUUACUAUGGAGCUUCCAAUUCCUCGUUCUGCUUACGGACAAUCAAAAGCAGCCCUCAACUACACAGUUAAAGAAAUGGCUAACGAGUUGAAGUCUGAAGGAUUUACUUUAGUACUUGUGCACCCAGGCGUAGUCGGCACGGAUAUGGGAAAAGACUUUGCGGAAAAAUUGAUUGCUCUUGAUCCAAAAAUGGCUGAUUUCUUUGACCCCUCUAGCGUUAUUACUCCAGAUCAGAGCGCCGAAGCAUUGGAAAAACUUUUUCUUUCAUCAAAGCCUGAAAACAAUGGUAAAUUUUUAAGUUACGACGGUCUGGAACUUCCAUGGUAA
Messenger RNA from Priceomyces carsonii, 759 nucleotides. RefSeq names its product SDR family oxidoreductase. The record is from RefSeq and is a predicted model, not a curated record. The coding region runs from base 1 to 759 and encodes 252 amino acids. Gene Ontology annotation, molecular function: oxidoreductase activity, acting on the CH-OH group of donors, NAD or NADP as acceptor. The transcript has a single exon. NCBI's taxonomy places the organism in Eukaryota, Fungi, Ascomycota, Pichiomycetes, Serinales, Debaryomycetaceae.